AUGGAGAGUAACAAAAGAUGGUCCCUCGUCGGAAAAACCGCGCUAGUAACCGGAGGUACUCGUGGAAUCGGGCGAGCAAUAGUUGAGGAGCUAGCAAGAUUCGGUGCAACAGUUCAUACUUGUUCAAGGAACCAUGAAGAGCUAAAAGCAUGCUUGGAUGAUUGGAAGUCCAAUGGUUUAAUGGUAUCUGGUUCAGUCUGUGAUGCUUCUGAUAGGGAUCAGAGGGAGAAGUUAAUUCAAGAAGUUUCCUCUACUUUUAACGGCAAGCUCAACAUCCUUAUAAACAAUGUUGGAACGAGUAUAAGGAAACCAACAGUGGAGUACACGAGUGAGGAUUAUGCAAAAAUCAUGUCGACCAACUUGGAAUCCGCUUUCCAUUUUUCCCAAAUUGCACAUCCUCUUUUAAAAGCAUCUGGGGUCGGAAGCAUUGUGUUCAUCUCCUCUGUAGCUGGUCUUGUGCGUCUUACUAGUGCAUCUAUCUAUGGUGCAACUAAAGGAGCACUUAAUCAGCUUACAAGGAAUCUAGCUUGCGAGUGGGCAGGCGACAACAUUAGAAACAACUCCGUGGCACCAUGGUACAUCAAGACCUCACUUGUGGAGCCGCUACUUGAGAAGAAAGAUUUUGUGGACGCUGUAGUUAACCGGACUCCACUUGGACGCGUUGGAGAACCAGAGGAAGUAGCGUCGCUGGUUGCUUUCCUCUGCCUUCCCGCAGCCUCUUACAUUACCGGACAGGUUGUUUCCGUUGACGGAGGAUUCACAGUCAACGGUUUCAGUUACGUUAUGUGA
Eruca vesicaria subsp. sativa (arugula) is the source of this 789-nucleotide messenger RNA. The record is from the annotation of a GenBank genome assembly. Lineage: Eukaryota; Viridiplantae; Streptophyta; Magnoliopsida; Brassicales; Brassicaceae.